Peromyscus eremicus (cactus mouse) is the source of this 1890-nucleotide messenger RNA. It is a transcript of the gene Sdr9c7, whose product is annotated as short chain dehydrogenase/reductase family 9C member 7. The coding region runs from base 1 to 942 and encodes 313 amino acids. The transcript has 4 exons. NCBI's taxonomy places the organism in Eukaryota, Metazoa, Chordata, Mammalia, Rodentia, Cricetidae. The record is from RefSeq and is a predicted model, not a curated record. Gene Ontology annotation, molecular function: oxidoreductase activity.
AUGGCGGCCCUCACAGACUUCGCUUUCAUGUACCGCUGGUUCAAAAACUGCAAUCUGGUUCCAAACCUCUCAGAGAAGUACGUCUUCAUCACGGGCUGUGACUCGGGCUUUGGGAACCUGUUGGCCAGACAGCUGGUGGAUCGGGGCAUGAGAGUGCUCGCUGCUUGCCUCACUGAGGAGGGGGCCCAGAAACUCCAGCAGGACACCUCCUACCAGCUGCAGACCAUCCUCCUAGAUGUCACCAAGACUGAGAGCAUCAAGGCGGCAGCCCAGUGGGUGAGGGACCAAGUGGGCGAGCAAGGCCUCUGGGCCCUAGUCAACAAUGCCGGUGUGGCCCUGCCCAGUGGUCCCAAUGAGUGGCUGACCAAAGAAGACUUUGUGAAAGUCAUCAAUGUGAACCUGGUGGGACUGAUUGAAGUCACCCUGAACAUGCUGCCUAUGGUCAAGAAAGCCCGGGGCAGGGUGGUCAACAUGUCCAGUUCUGGUGGUCGUGUGGCCGUCAUCGGCGGUGGUUACUGUGUCUCCAAGUUUGGUGUUGAAGCCUUCUCUGAUAGCAUCAGGCGAGAGCUUCACUUCUUUGGGGUGAAGGUCAGCAUAAUCGAGCCAGGGAACUACCGGACAUCCAUUCUGGGCCAGGAAACUCUGCCAUCUCGAAUGAAGAAGCUGUGGGAUCGGCUGCCUCAGGAGACCCGGGAUAGCUAUGGAGAAGAGUAUUUCCAUGCCUAUACUGAAAAGCUGGUUAACUUGAUGCAGCGGGCAUAUACGAACAUUAGCAAUGUCACCAACAGCAUGGAGCAUGCCGUUGUCUCCAGGAGCCCCCGAAUCCGCUACAACCCUGGCCUGGAUGUCAAGUUUCUCUAUAUCCCCCUGGCUAAGUUACCUGCCUCUGUGACAGAUUUCAUCCUGAGCCGAUACUUGCCAAGGCCGGCAGACAGUGUUUGAGCUGAGGAGCCGAAGGGGUGGCCAGUGGGGUACAGAGGAGGGGCAAAAGACUGUGGCAUCACAAGAGGCAUUAUUAUAAUAGAUCUGUGGGCAUCUGACACCCACUGCUGGUUUAUGUCUCCCCACUUCUGCUGGGACCUCCAGAAACCUGAUGUGGCCCCUGCUGAUUUAGAGAGUUCCAAUGUAGGCUCCAAGACACCUCUCAUCAAGGCAGGUACAAGUGGUCCUGGCCCUGGAAAAGUCAAGGAGAAAAAAGCUGGCUUCUGUUGAAUGACAAGCUAUGGCCACCUCUAUAAAAUACCACGGGAUAUUCUAGCCCACAGGAGAAUCUCGGCCCCCUCCCCACAGAUCUCUGCACAAGCACUGAUUUGUGCAUGUUCUGAAAUGUGUAAUACAGAAGCCAGAACUGCCAGAGCAUAUCCAGAGAAUGUUUUAAGUCAUUUACUUUUCUUUGUGUUUCUCUAUCUGUAGAUGAUUGGGAUCCAUAUAACACUCACUUCUUUAAUCACCAUUGAUUAAUGUUUCAAGUAUUUAUUAAGUACAUACUUACCAGGCACUGAGGUUCUGGAGGUAUAGGAGGAUGAUGAAAUCAUGAGCCUGGGGUUUUUUAUUGUUUACUUUGUGUUUUAUAGCUAGCAACAGAGAUAGGACAGUGGUAGGAGGGACAGAAAUCAGAAAAUGAAAAUUUGAAGGACCCUGGAGUUACAACGUAAUAGUUCCCAAACUUGGACUCUAUCAUAAUCACUCAGUUAAUUAAAAUGCAUAUGGAGGCUGGAGAGAAGGCUCAGAGACUGGCAGCACUUGUUGCUCAGAGGAUCCUGGUUAGAUUCCCAGUAUCCAUAUAGUGUCUCACAACCAUCCAUAAUUCCAGUUCCAGGGGAUCCGAUGCCCUCUUCCGAUCUCCACGGACACCAAGUAUGCACAUAGUGUGCAUACAGACAGGCAGAC